GCUAUCUCAUCAAUUUCAUUUCUGAUCUAUCUUCAUUGGCAAUCAAAACUAAUUAUUCUUGAAAAAAAAAAAUGGCUUUGGCAAAUGGACAAGCAUUUUUGUUACUUGUAGUUUUCUCACUCAUGUUUGGUGUUAGUAUGGCCAACUUUAACUACGGACCUUGGGGCCGUCCAGGAAACUGGAACAAAACCAAUUGUCCCAAUGGUAAUAAUCACCCAAAUGCUACUCAAACCUCAAAUAAAUUCAACGUUGGUGGUUCAGAAAAUUGGCAUUAUGGCUUCGAUUACAUGGAUUGGGCUCAUAAGAAUGGUCCUUUCUUUGUCAAUGACACAUUAGUUUUCAAGUAUGAUCCACCGAAUCCAAAUGGAGGAUUUCCACACAGUGUAUACUUAUUAUCAGACUACUGGAGUUUCACUAAGUGUGACUUCAGAAGGGCUAAGAGGAUAGCUAAUCCGAACCAGGGUGCAGGAGAAGGAUUCGUGUUUGUGCUGAAAAAAACACAGCCUUACUUUUUUGCUUGUGGAGAACAUGGAGGCAUCCAUUGCAACAAUGGUACCAUGAAGUUUGUUGUCAUGCCACUCAGACGUUGGCCUUACUAAUUAUUUGAUAAGAUGUUGCUUGAUACUUUGUAUUUAGGUUUUUUUUUUUGGAACAAAUAACAAGUGUUAUGCUAAGUUGUUUUUGUAAUUUCAUUUUUAAUUUUAUUGUGAUUGGAGCUGUGAUUAAAAUUGAUUAAAUCAAUAAUUUUUUCUCUC
Capsicum annuum is the source of this 755-nucleotide messenger RNA. RefSeq lists its product as uncharacterized. The coding region runs from base 72 to 599 and encodes 175 amino acids. The record is from RefSeq and is a predicted model, not a curated record. The transcript is spliced from 2 exons. Lineage: Eukaryota; Viridiplantae; Streptophyta; Magnoliopsida; Solanales; Solanaceae. Gene Ontology annotation, molecular function: electron transfer activity.